Molecule: messenger RNA, 543 nt
Organism: Phytophthora infestans T30-4
Lineage: Eukaryota; Oomycota; Peronosporomycetes; Peronosporales; Peronosporaceae
Exons: 2
Coding region: 1-543 (180 amino acids)
Source: RefSeq, a predicted model, not a curated record
AUGAUCAGCAGCAGCAAGAUUGCCGCCCUGUGGCUCACAGUCGUCGCACUCUCAAGUAGCACUUGUGCGAAGGAACAGGCCGCCCAGACGUUCGGAUUCCUGCACGGAGGUGCCGGUGCCGGCUUGUACGGAGGUGGUCGAGCGGGCGCAGUUGCCGGACUCUACGGGCGUGGUGCCGGGAUCGGCAACGGAUACGCUGGCGUUGGGGCUGGUCUCGAAGGAGCUGCUGAUCUCGGAGGAGCUGCUGGUCUCGGAGGAGCUGCUGGUCUUGGGGGUGGUGCCGGACUCUAUGGACGCGGCGUUGGUGUCGGCAACGGCUACGGUGGUGCUGGUCUCGGAGCUGGUGUCGGCGGCACCGGCGGCGUUAGCGGAGCGGCUAACGGUGGUGCGAGUGGCAACGCUGGCGCGGGUGCUGGCGGCAACGUUGGGGCCGGCGUCGGUGGCGGUGUCGCUGGAGCUGCCAACGGGGGGACUACGGGAACGGGAGCUGCUAACACCGGCGUUGCUACCCAGAAGGGCUACCGCAAGCUUCGCUCCGAGUAA